AUGUUCCUCCUGGUGGGCGCGCCCAAGGCCAACACCACGCAGCCGGGCAUCGUGGAGGGCGGCCAGGUCCUCAAGUGCGACUGGGCUUCCCCGCGGCGGUGCCAGCCCAUCGAGUUCGACGCCACAGGCAACAGAGACUAUGCCAAGGACGACCCGCUGGAGUUUAAGUCCCACCAGUGGUUUGGCGCAUCCGUGAGGUCCAAGCAGGACAAAAUUUUGGCCUGCGCCCCGCUGUACCACUGGAGGACGGAGACGAAGCAGGAGCGAGAGCCCGUGGGCACCUGCUUCCUUCAGGACGGGGCGCGGACCGUGGAGUACGCCCCGUGCCGGUCAAAAAGUAUUGAUGCUGACGGACAGGGAUUCUGUCAAGGAGGAUUCAGCAUUGAUUUUACGAAAGCCGACAGAGUGCUUCUUGGUGGUCCUGGGAGCUUUUAUUGGCAAGGUAGGUUAACAUGCUGUGCAGGUUACUCGGUGGCGGUCGGCGAUUUCAACGGGGACGGCAUCGACGACUUUGUCUCAGGAGUUCCAAGAGCAGCGAGGACUCUGGGAAUGGUUUAUAUUUAUGAUGGGAAGAACAUGUCCUCCUUACACAACUUCACUGGUGAGCAGAUGGCUGCCUAUUUCGGAUUUGCUGUCGCUGCCACGGACAUCAACGGGGACGAUUACGCGGACGUGUUCGUGGGCGCCCCGCUGUUCAUGGACCGCGGCUCGGAUGGGAAGCUGCAGGAGGUGGGCCAGGUCUCCGUGUCCCUGCAGAGCGCCUCGGGGGACUUCCAGACCACCAGGCUCAACGGCUUCGAGGUCUUCGCGAGGUUCGGCAGCGCCAUCGCGCCGUUGGGAGACCUGGACCAGGACGGCUUCAACGAUAUCGCCAUCGCCGCUCCCUAUGGGGGUGAAGACAGGAAGGGGAUCGUUUACAUUUUCAACGGCAGAUCCACGGGCUUGAACGCGGCGCCCGUCGCAGGCCUGGAGGGGAGGUGGGCCGCGCAGAGCAUGCCGCCCAGCUUCGGCUACGCCAUGAAGGGAGCCACGGACAUCGACCGCAACGGGUACCCAGACUUGAUUGUGGGAGCUUUUGGUGUGGACAGAGCUGUGUUAUACAGAGCCAGACCGGUCAUCACGGUCAAUGCUGGCCUCGAAGUCUACCCGAGCAUUUUAAACCAAGACAACAAGACCUGCUCGCUGCCUGGGACAGAUCUUAAAGUUUCCUGCUUCAACGUCAGGUUCUGCCUGCGGGCGGACGGCAAAGGCGCGCUUCCCGCCAAACUGAACUUUCAGGUGGAGCUUCUUUUGGAUAAACUCAAGCAAAAGGGAGCCAUUCGCCGAGCGCUGUUUCUCCACAACAGGUCCCCGGGCCACCCCAAGAACAUGACCGUCUCCCGGGGGGGCCGCAUGCAGUGCGAGGAGCUGGUGGCGUACCUGCGGGAUGAGUCUGAGUUUAGAGACAAGCUCACUCCCAUCACCAUUUUCAUGGAGUAUCGGCUGGACUACAGGACGGCGGCCGACGCCACGGGCCUGCGGCCCAUCCUCAACCAGUUCACGCCCGCCAACCUCAGUCGGCAGGCCCACAUCCUCCUGGACUGCGGCGAAGACAAUGUCUGCAAACCCAAGCUGGAGGUGUCCGUGGACAGAGACCAGAAGAAGAUCUACGUCGGGGACGACAACCCCCUGACCUUGAUGGUGACGGCGCAGAACCAGGGCGAAGGCGCCUACGAGGCGGAGCUCACCGUGGCCCUCCCCCCGCAGGCCGACUUCAUCGGCGUCGUCCGCAACAGCGAGGCCCUGGCGAGACUUUCCUGUGCGUUUAAGACAGAAAACCAGACCCGCCAGGUGGUGUGUGACCUGGGGAACCCCAUGAAGGCUGGGACGCAGCUCCUCGCCGGCCUGUUUGACUUACAAAUCCGGAGCUCCAACCUCUUCGAUAAGGUCAGCCCGGUGGUGUCCUACAGGGUCGACCUUGCUGUUCUGGCUGCCGUGGAGAUCAGAGGGGUCUCGAGUCCGGACCAUGUCUUCCUCCCGAUCCCCAACUGGGAGCACAAGGAGCACCCCGAGACCGAGGAGGACGUGGGGCCUGUGAUUCAGCACAUCUACGAGGUGCGAACAUACGGCCCCAGCUCCUUCAGCAAGGCCAUGCUGACCCUCCAGUGGCCCCACAAGUACCACAACAGUACGCUGCUCUACAUCCUCCAGUACGAGGUGGACGGGCCCAUGAACUGCACGGCCGACACCGAGAUCAACCCCCUGAGGAUCAAGGUCUCCAGCUCGCAGCCGGCGGAGAAGAACGACAGCGUCGCUGGGCAGGGCGAGCGCGGCCACCUGGUCACCAGGCGGGACCUGGCCCAGAGCGAAGGGGGCGUCCACACGCUGGGCUGCGGGGUGGCCGAGUGCCUGAAGAUCGUCUGCCAGGUGGGGCGCCUGGACCGCGGGAAGAGCGCCAUCCUGUACGUGCGGUCGCUGCUGUGGACCCAGACCUUCAUGAACAAGGAGAACCAGAACCGCUCCUACUCCCUGACGUCGUCGGCUUCCUUCAGCGUCAUCGAGUUCCCCUACAAGAACCUCCCCAUCGACGACAUCUCCAACUCCACCCUCGUCGCCACGGACGUGACCUGGGGCAUCCAGCCGGCGCCCAUGCCUGUCCCCGUGUGGGUGAUCAUCUUAGCGGUCCUGGCAGGGCUGCUGCUGCUGGCGGUCCUGGUGUUUGUGAUGCACCGGAUGGGCUUCUUCAAGCGCGUGCGCCCACCUCAGGAAGAACCCGAGAGGGAGCAGCUCCAGCCGCACGAAAACGGCGAAGGGAACUCGGAGACCUAACUGGGCGGUUCGAGCUGCGCUGCCUCCGGCCCAGGAGGGCGGCCAGGGUCCCGGGUCCCGGUUCCCUUCGCGGGGACUGAAUCACCGCUGGUGCCCGGGGGCGUCAGCCACAGCACGAGAGCGAUAACCGUCAGGCUUCCCGCCAUCAACAAGUUCAGACGCACCUUGAACGCACACCCACUGACACGUGCGUCUGGGUGCUUGAAUAACGCAGUUUCCCGUGGUAGUUCAUCCAUGUACAUAGACCGGUCGUCAGCGACUCACACUUCCUGUAACACGGUACCUCCUCCCGCAGCGACUGCUUCUGGUCUGUGCUCCGGAUUUAACGAAAUCUGUUGUUGUUCUAAAGCAAUUCCUCCUUGGACCUUCGCAUCCGCAUCGUUUGCACAGGGACUCAACGUUAAUACACAUCACACUACAGGCGAGUUUCCAGUUACUAAAGGCGUUGUAACUCCGGGAACUUGGAUUUUAACAUUACCUACAUUUAUUACCCACAUCAGAAUGUUUUCCUGGAAUAGUUAGGUAGAGUAUUUUGACUUACUAUGAAAUUCGGGUACGUGUUGUUAAAUUUUUAUUUAUAUUUAAUCCACCGUCCGUUUUAUUGCAUUUUGACUAUUUAAGUGUACGCUGCAUUUCCCAUCCUUUAAGUCAACCUGUGCUAAAAAUUAGUUCUGACAUCGAAAACACCUCGUGUGUAACAGCUUGAUCCCAGCUGAGCGUCGUGCUGCUUCAAUCCAUAUGGAGUUGGGAAUCAUUUAUUUCAUUGAAUUGGUCUGGCCACUUACAAUACAAAAAAAAAGGCAUUUUAAUUUAAAACCAUGUUUGUAGUUCUUCGAAAGAGUUGCUUAUCAAUAGUACGUUCUUAGAUUAGAUCGAGGGUUCAGUUGGGAUUCAUUUAUUUUCCUCUUGUACUAGUCUAGGUACUUUAUGUUUCCCAAACUGUCACUGAGGAAGGUCAAGACCACGAGGAGUCUUGACACCUCAGGAACCUGCACCAGCCUCCGCCGCACGGGAAGUGCCUGGCGCCGGAAGUCUCCGAGCAUCAGUGGUGCGAGGCUGCGAACCUGGCGUUACCUCGUUCGGAGCGAGGUGUAACGGGUAAAGCCAGUCUCAGCUCUCAAAUAAUUUUUAAAAGGUACUUUUAUAAGCAAUUCCAGUUACUGGGAAGAUUUUAAAACUUUCUUAGGUUUAUUACCAUGAAUUUUCUAGGAAUUUUUUAUAAAAGCUGCACAGAGUUUUAUAUCUCUGCAGGUGAUGUGUUUGCUGGAGGCCUGUGUGACUCACAGCUCCUCAGAGCCGGCUGCGAUGACUCUCAUCACUAUUUUUGUGCAAUUACAUCAUGUUAUGCGUUAGAAGUUGAGGGUUCAGUCGCUUUUUAACUGCUGUCUUCACUAGGCAAUGACAAGCGUUUCCCUUAAAUCAUUGAAUGUUUUUCUGUUUUAAAGACAACUGGGAUUUAUCCUGCCGUGACCCGCGUGAUCAUUCCCCACGCAGCCGUACGCGAGAGGCACGUGGGUGAGUCACACGCGAUCCAACAUCGGCAGGACCCGUCAGUGAAUUUAACAGUGAGCAGAUUUGGUAGGAUAGAUUUUAUUGGUAGCUUAAGAGAGCUUACUCACAUGCAGUUAGGACUUUUAUUGCCAAUAAAUUUAUUUCUUUUAAAGAAAAAACCAUGUUUAUCCUAGGGCCUGCCCCAGGCAGUCGCUAAGUCGCUCUGUAACGACUUGACCCAUUUUCCCCGCGCACUGGCAGUCAUUCCUGAAGUGACGUGUUGGGUAGACAUUCACGCUUUCAAAGCACAGUCUGUCCCUCGUGGGGCCUCUGUUCCGAGGUCCGGUCUUGUAUCGGAGAUCGAAGGGUGCCUCAGUGGAACUUCAUGUGAUGUUUCAGAUUGCCUUUAUGCACUGUGGUCUUAGGCAGUAGGAUUUUCUUUAAAAAUGAAAAUUUAUGUCUCUAAAAAAUAUGGUAGAAGUCUAAUGAAAGAGCCUACUCGUGGAGGAAAAUGUUUGGAUUCUCUGUACCUGAAAGUAGCCUGUCAAUAUAUUUGGUUAAAAUGUAAAAAAACAAAACAAAAACAAAACCCUAUGAAAACUAUUUUAAUUUUCAACUGUUUUAAUUACUGUUGUGUUAUUUAUUGAGAAUUAAAAUCCAGUUUGAGUAUACGGUUCUUGUAAUCUGAUUCAGUUUAAAAAAACACAUGAGUGAGGUACAUAAUAUUUAAAGCAUUUGUUGUUGGUAAGAAAUAUUGGUAUUAUCGUUGAUUUAUUAUAUAACCAUUUAUUUGAGAAUUAAUAUUUUGAAAAACAUUUGCAUGAGAGACAUUCGUUCUUUGUCUUCCCUUUACCUUUCUCUUGCGAUUAUUAUAAUAAUUCUGACUGAGUUCUUAAUUCUGACGUGUAAAACAAUCAAAAAGGGAGUGUCACAAUUAUACCUGCGUUAUGAAACUAUUCAUGGUAAAUUCUCACUAAUACUUUUCUAUAAAGAGGAAAUUUACGUAUUAAGAAAAGAGACUCUGCUGGCUUCUUAAGAGGCUGUGGACGGUUUUAACAGCGAGCCGUGACCCUCAGGGAAGGAUCUGUGUGGCGAAAGCACAGUGUGUCCCAGGUCGGCUGGGUUAUCAGGCCAACAGCUCGGGAGGCGGCGGGCGCUCCUGUGGCAGAGGGUGGCGCCCGGCGCGGUGAGGACUGGUCGCUCGGCUACCUGGGCCUGACUCGGUGCCACCUGCUGUGCGGUUGGGGAGCUCGUGCAGGUGGGAGUUGGAUAAAUAAGAAAAAGAUAAAAUCUGAAGAUGGAAUUAGGAUCAAACAUGGCGAAGAAAGGGCGUAGUCCUGUGUCCUGGAGCGUCGCCCCUCUCGCCGGCUGGGAGGCGGUGGCAGUGAGGAUGGGACAUGCUUACAUUUCACUGUCACUUCUGGUACAGAAUGAACUUCCGGGAGAGGUGCCGAGCCUGGCGUCCUUGUUGUCAUUGUCCCCACGUGCAAUAUGACGAGUAACCAGGCCCAGAUAGUCUCCCGGCAUCAGUCGCUCAGUGACCCGAAGCUGAAGGCGAUGGAUUAAUGCUUGGUUAGCAGGAGGAGUGAGUCUGCCGGGGGCACACAGAGGAAGUCACUCCGAUCCGUCCCUUCUGCACGCUCCUUCCGGCUGGACACGGCUCCCUCCUUGGGUCUGAAACACUUUGGAAUCUCCUGAUGCGAUUGGGAAGCUGCGGACAUCAGAGCGAGUGCUGCCUGGGUACCAGGCUUUCUUAGUUCGCUUCCCUGAGCAGCCCAUGGGCGAGGCGUAAAACGCGCGUGUUCUAACCCUUGUCGUUGCCAACUUGCUCUGAGUUUGUGGAGCGGGUACGUGUCCUCCUGGUGUUGGGUGUGUGACUCGCGACUGACCGUCCAAUAAACUUGAGCCUCAGGUGCCACUUCUGUGCA
Molecule: messenger RNA, 6227 nt
Organism: Myotis lucifugus (little brown bat)
Lineage: Eukaryota; Metazoa; Chordata; Mammalia; Chiroptera; Vespertilionidae
Gene: ITGAV
Product: integrin subunit alpha V
Exons: 29
Coding region: 1-2808 (935 amino acids)
Biological process (GO): cell adhesion mediated by integrin; cell-matrix adhesion; integrin-mediated signaling pathway
Cellular component (GO): external side of plasma membrane; integrin complex
Molecular function (GO): integrin binding
Source: RefSeq, a predicted model, not a curated record